This is a messenger RNA of Paramecium tetraurelia, 912 nucleotides long. RefSeq lists its product as uncharacterized. NCBI's taxonomy places the organism in Eukaryota, Ciliophora, Oligohymenophorea, Peniculida, Parameciidae. Gene Ontology annotation, cellular component: nucleus. Gene Ontology annotation, biological process: regulation of DNA-templated transcription. Gene Ontology annotation, molecular function: DNA-binding transcription factor activity, RNA polymerase II-specific; RNA polymerase II cis-regulatory region sequence-specific DNA binding. The transcript has 3 exons. The record is from RefSeq and is a predicted model, not a curated record.
AUGAUUAAAAAAACGUCUAUUGAUAGAAAAGCUAUUUAUGAUCUAUUCCAAAACAUUGACAUGAUAUAUGCUUAAGCAUUAAUAUCGAAUUCUUUUCCUUUUAUAUAUGGCAUUCCGGACCAAUAAUAAAUUGAGAGUAGUUUGAACAGAGUGGAAGCUGAAUUAAUUUAAAAUAAAGGAAUUUGGACUGAGGCUCAGGAUUAAUAUUUAAAAAUAAUAGUCUUUGGAACUUGUUUAUAAACUAGAACACGGCCUUUAGAUUUGUCAACAUUGUAAUGGGAUUAAAUCUCUAGAAUAUUCAAAUUUCAUAAUUGGAAAGCAUGCAGGAAUCGGUGGCUAAAUGAGAAACGCAAAAAAGUUAACUGGACUCCUUAAGAAGAUUAAGUGCUUGUGUAAUUGUAAUAAUUACAUCCAAAUAAAUGGUGCGAAAUCGCCAUAGAAUUAAUGAAAAUCUGCUAAACUCCAUAUGUAAGAUUGGGAAAAUAAUGUCGAGACAGAUGGGUUAAUAAGCUUGACCCAAAAAUACUAAAUGUACCAUGGUAUAAGGAAGAAGAAUUAAAAUUAUUUUAGGAAGUAAAGAAAAGGGGUAAACGAUGGGCGGAUAUAUCAGCUUAAAUUUUUAAGUUUAAGAGAACAGAAAAUACAAUAAAAAAUAGAUUUUACAAUUUGUUAAAAUAAGAGGAAAACAGAUAGAGAUUAGGUAGAGUACCUAAAGAAGAAAGGGAUAUCCUAUUAAUUGAUUCGGUCAUUGAGACAUUAACAAGAGAUCUGAAUAAAUGUGACAAAUCGACAAGUCAAAAUGAAGCCAAUAUUGAAAAUAAGAAUUUUGAAUUCUUAGAAUUUAAUUCUUCAGACCUCGAUGGAUUAGUAAUAAUAAAACACAAGAAAAUAUAAAAAUUAAAUAAUCCUUGA